AACUGGUGGAAAAGAAAGAUGUCGACUCAGUCCAGCAACGAAACUGCAGCAUGGGCUUAUUAUCGAUACUCUCCAUCUCUGAUCGCGGCUACCAUCUUUACGGUACUAUUCGGUCUAACUACGUUUGUACAUCUUUACCAACUGGCCAGAUUUCGCGCGUGGUUCUUCAUUCCGUUUGUCAUAGGCGGAUUCUUCGAAUGGGUUGGAUAUGUUGGACGCAUCCUAUCUAGCCAAGAGAGUCCCAAUUGGACCAUGGGCCCUUAUAUCCAGCAAAGUCUGCUCCUUCUGCUUGCCCCCGCACUAUUUGCCGCUUCGAUUUACAUGAUACUAGACCGAAUGGUCCUACGUCUCGAUUCAGAGAAGCUCUGCAUAUUCAAGAAAAAAUGGUUGACCAAAUUCUUUGUCACUGGAGACGUGUUAUCUUUCUCAGUUCAGGCAGCUGGUGGCGGAAUUAUGGCUGGUGGCUCGUGGGAUUCACUUCACUUGGGUGAAAAGAUUGUCGUCGCAGGCCUGAUUAUUCAGGUUCUCUUCUUCGGCUUCUUCAUUAUCACAAGUGCAAUAUUCCAUAUUCGCCUCCGUAAAUCACCAACCCAACAGUCACAGGCGCUCUCGGGUAUAUGGCAUAAGCACAUCACGGUUCUCUAUGUUGCGAACAUUCUCAUCAUGAUUCGUUCCAUAUUUCGCACGGUCGAGUACGCCAUGGGGAACAACGGAUAUUUGCUCCGCCAUGAGGUUUUCUUAUAUGUCUUCGAUGGAUUGUUGAUGUUUGCAGUCAUGCUAUUAUUGAAUUUCAUUCACCCAAGUGAAAUGCUCUCCCUCUCGCGGGGGAAGUACUCAUGA
Penicillium verrucosum is the source of this 840-nucleotide messenger RNA. Its product is annotated as RTA1 domain-containing protein. Gene Ontology annotation, cellular component: membrane. NCBI's taxonomy places the organism in Eukaryota, Fungi, Ascomycota, Eurotiomycetes, Eurotiales, Aspergillaceae. The record is from RefSeq and is a predicted model, not a curated record. The transcript has 3 exons. The annotation marks the transcript as partial.